Messenger RNA from Sinocyclocheilus anshuiensis, 2599 nucleotides. RefSeq names its product sorting nexin-9-like. Gene Ontology annotation, cellular component: cytoplasmic vesicle; plasma membrane. Gene Ontology annotation, biological process: mitotic cytokinesis; cleavage furrow formation; intracellular protein transport. Gene Ontology annotation, molecular function: phosphatidylinositol binding; protein binding. NCBI's taxonomy places the organism in Eukaryota, Metazoa, Chordata, Actinopteri, Cypriniformes, Cyprinidae. The record is from RefSeq and is a predicted model, not a curated record. Bases 265 to 2115 code for a protein of 616 amino acids. The transcript has 20 exons.
UCUUAUGUGUAAUACGCUCAGCUGCAGUCAAGUUGAGCAGCUCAUGUCUGCUGGAAACGACGAGUUUGGAUUUACACACAUUUCUGACCCACUUCAUUUGAGUCUGUUGGGUUCUAACAAGAGAAUAACGUGUAUUUGGUGAUGUAAAUAAACUAUUUUUGUGAAGCAUCGUUUCUGGCAGAAGAAAAGUGUCUGGAUGAAGAAGAGAGAGUUUAUCAGCCAUUAAACUGCAGGUUUCUGUAAUGACUGGUUAAUGUGUGUACAAUGGAGACGAAGGCACAGGUUUUAUAUGAUUUCACAGCAGAGCCUGGAAAUAAUGAGUUGUCGGUUCGAGAGGGUGAGACAAUCACAAUAACCAAUCAGAACAUUGGUGGAGGAUGGAUCGAGGCAAAGAACUCCAGAGGAGAAGUCGGAUUGGUACCAGAGGACUAUAUAGAGAUUAAACAGGCUCAACCUUUUACCUCUGGAGGAAAUGCAGCAUCCCUCGAUCUCUCGCUCUUCGACAGCCACAUACCGGCCCCGGCCAGCACCGCACAGGUGGCUGUAGCUCAGCCGGAAACCCCAGUCACCCCGGUUACCCCAGGAUUUUCCUCCACCUCCCCUAAUGAGACAAGUAAUGGUAAUGACCCAUGGGCAGUGUUUGACAGUAAUGCGUCUGGGGGUUUUUCUAAUAACUGGGCAGCUCAGCCAGAGGGCACAGAGACCGGGGAAACCAGCAGCAGUGCAUGGCAUUCUGGAGGACACGGGCAUCCGCAGGCCUACCAGGGUCCAGACAUUUACCCCUACCCAUGUCUUAUUGAUCUCUCAGGUGCAGAAGACGAUGAGUGGGACGAGGAGUGGGAUGACGUGAAGACAUCGGGUGGCUAUGCUGAAUCUGAGGCUGGAGAGGGCGGGGCUAUAAACAGAGGCGGAGCUCAUGGUUCAUCCAUGAAAAUUGCCCUCAACAAAUUCCCUGGCUUCACCAAAUCAGGUCCUGAGCUGUACCUGCUGUCCAAACAGCCUGCCAAAGGAACCAGGUUGCCUGUUUACGGGGGAGAGGCUGGCCCAGUGUGGGCAUAUCCAGACUAUCAGCUGGACUGUGUUGUCGCUGACCCUAAAAAGGGCACCAAAAUGUACGGCCUCAAGAGUUACAUUGAGUACCAAGUCACACCCACCACCACAAACAAGCCUGUCAAUCACAGAUACAAGCACUUCGAUUGGUUGUAUGAAAGGCUUUUGGAUAAAUAUGGUUCAGCGAUUCCAAUCCCCUGCCUGCCUGAUAAACAGGUGACAGGUCGAUUUGAGGAGGAAUUUAUAAAAAUGCGCAUGGAGAGGCUUCAAGGUUGGAUGACGCGAAUGUGCCGGCAUCCGGUUGUCUCCAGCAGUGAAGUCUUCCAGCUGUUUCUCUCCUACAAAGAUGAGAAGGACUGGAAAAUGGGAAAGAGAAAAGCAGAAAAAGACGAGACAGUCGAAGUCAUGAUUUUCUCCACGAUAGAGCCUGAGGGACUGCCAGACCUGGACCUGAUUGAAGUAGAGCAGAAGUGUGAGCAGUUCAACCGUUUCACCAGGGCGAUGGAUGACGGUGUGAAAGACUUGCUGACAAUAGGAAAUGAACACUGGAAACGCUGCACAGGCCCCCUUCCAAAGGAAUAUCAACGGAUUGGCAAAGCUUUCCAAAACCUGUCCUCAGUGUUCAACAGCAGUGGAUAUGAAGGAGAGGCUACGCUCACAGAUGCGCUGACGGCUGCAGGAAAGACCUAUGAGGACAUCGCUCAGAUGGUGGCGGAGCAGCCAAAGAAAGACCUUCACUUCCUCAUGGAAACUAACAAUGAGUACAAAGGUCUGCUGGGAUGCUUUCCUGACACUAUUGGAGUUCACAAGGCUGCCAUAGAGAAAGUGAAGGAAGCGGAUAAACUAGUGGCCACCGGUAAAAUCACCACCUCAGAGAAGAUCACCAUGUCUAAACGUGCCAGCACCAUGUCAUACGCUCUGCAAGCGGAGAUGAACCACUUCCAUAGCAACCGUAUCUAUGACUACAACAGGGUGAUGCAGCAGUACCUGGAGCAGCAAGGCAAAUUCUAUGAGAUGAUUGCGGAGAAACUACGACACGCUCACAGUCAGUUCACUACUAUGUAACGGCGAAGCAGCCGUCCGGAAGCUGCCUCACUCGUUCUCUCUGUUCCUCUUACGAUUAUGAUUAUUCUCGUUCUGUGUUUCUAUUCAUGUUAUCUGUGUCAUGAUGUCAGUGCCAUAAAAAUAUCCUGUUGAUCUCAGGCCAAAGAAAGCAUCGAUCGGUGGCCAAAAGCAGCUACAGAUUGUGACUAAAAAUAUCAGAUUAUAUGGGGCUUUACUUAUAAGUAUGUAGUUGUUGAUUUAGAUGUUCCAGGUUCUGUUAUGACCUCCAUAGAUUUGAUUUAUGAUAAAUAUGAAAGAUGCAGAGAGAGACGUAACUUUACGUACUUUUAUACAAGUGAUCUAAACUUAUUCUGAGGCACAUAUGAGGCCAAGCCAAGUUUGAUUGUGCCUUGUUUUGUAGAGACCCUGCAAAAAAAACAUGCUUUUUAUCCACUGCACUUUACUGUGGCCUUUCAGAUGCGUCAUCCUGUUUGUGUUUGGUCAC